Hippocampus comes (tiger tail seahorse) is the source of this 2205-nucleotide messenger RNA. RefSeq names its product E3 ubiquitin-protein ligase RNF19B. Lineage: Eukaryota; Metazoa; Chordata; Actinopteri; Syngnathiformes; Syngnathidae. The record is from RefSeq and is a predicted model, not a curated record. Gene Ontology annotation, biological process: protein ubiquitination. The transcript has 11 exons. Gene Ontology annotation, molecular function: ubiquitin-protein transferase activity; zinc ion binding. The coding region runs from base 258 to 2054 and encodes 598 amino acids.
AGAGAGAGAGAGCGGGCAAGAGGAGGACACCGCCUGAGGAUUUUCCAUGCUGCUUUAGGGGAGGAGCCAUUUGUGUAAUGCGCCGCGCACAGCGAGUUGCUGUGAAAAGGAGGCCUAAAAGUACUCGAGUACAAUCCAGAGGAAGAAGAAAGCUGUCCAUGAAUCAGCUUCGGUGAUGUUCCCUUAGUGACGGAGGUCACCUCCUUUUGGUCAUCACCAUCGCUCCCUUUCUUACUUUGCCGCUCCAGCCGCCGAGCAUGAAGAGGCCCAAGCAGCAGACGGGGGGGCCGCUCAGCUUCCUCAACUUCUUCAGCCGAAAGCCCAAAUCGGAAGCGCGGCCUGAAAAACCCGCUGAGGCUCGGCCCAAAGAGGAGGUGGCCAUUACGCUCACCCUCAGCCAACAGCUGCCGCACCAGGAUCAGGCGACCAAAGACUCUGACGAUUGGAGACUCUCGGGAGCAGAAAGCAGCAACGGUGGUGCCGCGCACGCGGAGGACUGCGCCGCAGCGGCGUCGACAGUGUCCAGCCUGCCCACGGGCACGGGCGCCACCGGCGGCAGCGACGUCCUGUCGCUGUCCUCGUCCAGCCAGGACCAGCCGGCGGCAGACGAGCACCUGGAGGAGUGCCCGCUGUGCCUGCUGAGCCAGCCGCGGCGCCGCUUCCCCACGCUGCUCAGUUGCCCGCAUCGCACCUGCGCCGACUGCCUGCGCCAGUACCUGCGCAUCGAAAUCUCCGAGAGCCGCGUGGGCAUCGCUUGCCCGCAGUGUCCCGAGGCCCUGGCGCCCCUGGAUGUGCGCACCAUCCUGGAUGACCCGGCACUGCUGGAGAGGUUUGAGGAGUACCAUCUGCGGCGCUUCCUGGCCGCUGACCCGGACACGCGCUGGUGUCCCGCACCGGACUGCAGCUACGCGGUGAUCGCAUACGGCUGCGCCGAGUGUCCCAAGCUGAGGUGCGGGCGCGACGGCUGCGACACCGAGUUCUGCUACCACUGUCGCCAGCUGUGGCACCCCAACCAGACCUGCGACCAGGCGCGCCGCCAGCGCGCGCACCAAGGGCUGGGCAGCGAGGACGCUUCUGCGCUCUACGUCUUUAGUGAGGAACCUGGAGGAGAUGGGGAGGAGAUCAAGCCGUGCCCUCGCUGCGGCGCUUACAUCAUGAAGACCAACGACGGCAGCUGUAACCGCAUGAACUGUACGGUGUGCGCUUGUCAGUUCUGCUGGCUGUGCAUGCAAGAGAUCACCGACGUGCACUACCUCAGUCCCUCAGGGUGUACGUUCUGGGGCAAGAAGCCGUGGUCUCAGACACGCAAAGUUCUGUGGCAGGUGGGCAUGUUGCUGGGCGCCCCUGUGGUCAUCUCGCUCAUCGCCGGCCUCGCCAUCCCCGUCAUCAUCGUGGGCAUCCCCAUCUACAUGGGCCGAAAGGUCCACGGCCGUUGUAAGAAAAACAACAUCUCAGGAAGUAAGCACUACUUGACGGUGGCGAGUGGCGUCAUGAUGUCGGUGUUUGUGUCACCCGUCAUCGCGGCUGUCACCGUAGGCGUGGGCGUGCCGCUCAUGUUGACGUACGUGUACGGGGUGGUGCCCAUGUCGCUGUGCAGGAACGGUUGGUGUCGACCGCCCGCCGACGCACCCGACACGCUGGAGGACAUCGCCGGCUAUCUACUUCUCUCUCACAUGGUGAGUGACCACUGGCGGGCUCAGAGCAGCCCGACGCUAGCCGACACCAGCGUGCAGGAGGUCAGCGUGCAGGAAGCGGGCCCCGCACUUCCCGUGCCCCCCACACUCCCCAGCGCCACACCCGGAUCUGUCGCGGCCGAGGAGUCCCCCAAACGCCACGGGUACCCCCGUGAGGCUGGACGAUCGGAGUGCGACGGUGCUUCGAGGGACGGAACCAACAUCGAAGUGCGCGUGGAGAUCGAGAGGCAGCCCAGAGGCGCUCGCCAGUCCAGCCUCAGCAGCGUCCUCUCCAGCCGCAGUUUGUCGACAGAGUCCCUGGGGCGCUCGGCGAGGGCCGAUGGGAACGCUUUCCCCGUCUUUGAAUCGGAAGAUGUAUGACUCCCGCCACGGGAACGACGGACCCCGAUGGCCGACUUCUGCUUCCUUCCCACCAGAUGCCUUUAAGUGUGAGGAAGACACUAAUGAAUGAUAUGUGUGUGUGUGUGUGUGUGUGUGUGUGUGUGUGUGUGUGUGUGUGUGUGUGUGUGUG